AUGGAACUAAGACCUAACGAUUGGCUCAUACCGGAGGAACCAGAAUCACCAUUUCCCAUCGUAACCAAUUUCUGUGAUAUCGAAUUCGGAUUUGGUAGAGGUUCAGCUGAACUUGGAAUACCUACAGCCAACGUUCCCCUAGAACAAUUGCCACCAGAGACACAAGAUCUAGAAUUGGGAGUAUAUUUUGGAUACGCUCUUUUGAAACGUGUAAACCGUGAAGAUACUACGGCUUUGAGAAAUGACGGUAGAACUGUAACUUAUAACUAUGGCAAACUUCUCAAGGAAACUAAUGAUGAUUUAAAAAUACAUCCAGUGGUCCUUUCAGUGGGAAAGAAUCCAUUCUACCACAAUAAAUUGAAGACGGUGGAACUGCACAUUUUGCACCAUUUCCAAGCAGAUUUCUACGGCGCUCAGGUUAAAUUCAAUCUUCUGGGGCGUAUUAGACCUGAGCUGAACUAUAAUUCCAAGGAGGCACUCAUAGAUGAUAUUAACAAGGAUAAAUUAAUCGCAAGCGAAAUCUUAUCGAGGCCAAACUAUCUGAAAUACCAGAAACAAGUUGACCAUUAG
Messenger RNA from Zygosaccharomyces rouxii, 570 nucleotides. It is a transcript of the gene FMN1, whose product is annotated as riboflavin kinase. NCBI's taxonomy places the organism in Eukaryota, Fungi, Ascomycota, Saccharomycetes, Saccharomycetales, Saccharomycetaceae. The transcript has a single exon. Gene Ontology annotation, cellular component: mitochondrion. Gene Ontology annotation, biological process: riboflavin biosynthetic process; FMN biosynthetic process. Gene Ontology annotation, molecular function: riboflavin kinase activity. The coding region runs from base 1 to 570 and encodes 189 amino acids. The record is from RefSeq and is a predicted model, not a curated record.